Phyllotreta striolata is the source of this 950-nucleotide messenger RNA. NCBI's taxonomy places the organism in Eukaryota, Metazoa, Arthropoda, Insecta, Coleoptera, Chrysomelidae. The record is from the annotation of a GenBank genome assembly.
CGAGACGUUCAGGGGCAACUGGCUUGCUUGCAUGCGAGUACAUACACGAAUUAUUUCCACUGAUAAGUUAAACAUCGCGUAUUUGUGCGAAAAUGCGAAUUACCAUGAAGAUGUUGAUAUUAUUUAUUAUCAACGUUAUUUCGUCAUCGUUGACCGUUGAAGGUGAUAAAAACAUCGUCGAAGGACCUAGCGCAAUGACUAAAAUAGUCGGUUCUAAUGGUAGCGUCAAUGAAUCGAAAGUCAAUGGAGCUAAAAUCCUGCUGGAAAAAACAUCUUCGUUAAUUGCAGCUCCUGGUGCAUCUACUGUUAAAGUAAAAGAAGCCGAUGCGGUAACUCCUGCAACAGCAGCCGAUCCUCACAAAGGAGCCAAAGUGCUGCUCCACGUACCCAAAUCACCGGACGUUCUCCAAAAUUAUCCACCUUUAAUCACAACUGAUGAUAUACCUCACACUCCUAAAGCGGAAAAUAAAGCUAUUCCUUUGAUGUCAAACAUCGUACCUCAUUUUCCGGUAUUAGAAACAAAACCCGUCGUAAGAGGAUACAUGGAACGUCAGCAGAAAUUCAAAGCUUAUCCAAUGACCAAAGCUUGUCCGAUGACUCCAGUUGUUCAGAAAAUCGCUGGCGGGGAAUCCACAGUAGCGGACGAUACUAAAAUUAUGUCGAUUCUAGCGCCGAUUAUGGCCAAAGAAGAUAGGCCCGUUAAAAAGACAAAGCACACCAGACCCAAUCCAUCCGCGGGACAUCCUGAGGUGCAAGCUAGAGCCAUCGAAACCGAGCUAACACAUGUCCUAACCGACGAAUAUUUGAACCACGCUUUGUUGCCCAUAAUCGCCUAUCAUCCCGUGCCUUGCAUCGAAACCGAAAGGUACGAUGCAAAGAAUAAACAAGUUAUAAUACACCGAGGUGAUUAAAUAUUUUUCUGAUGUAAUAAAUUACUAAUAAAAUUUGCG